Alternaria triticimaculans is the source of this 1815-nucleotide messenger RNA. RefSeq lists its product as uncharacterized. The coding region runs from base 1 to 1815 and encodes 604 amino acids. Gene Ontology annotation, cellular component: cytosol. Gene Ontology annotation, biological process: positive regulation of GTPase activity. NCBI's taxonomy places the organism in Eukaryota, Fungi, Ascomycota, Dothideomycetes, Pleosporales, Pleosporaceae. Gene Ontology annotation, molecular function: guanyl-nucleotide exchange factor activity. The record is from RefSeq and is a predicted model, not a curated record. The transcript has a single exon.
AUGCAGCUCAUGCAGAUAGAACCCGGCAAAGCUGCAGCGGCUGCGCUCAGACUGGAUGCCACAAUAUGCACCUUCCUAGUACUAGACAGAAUUCCGGAAGCAGCCCUGGAUUACGCCACGGACCUGCUGAGCUGGACCACAAGCAACCUGAGCGACGCCCAGUUCAAAGACGAGGUUUCGCUGGAGACAUUCAAGAGUCUGUUGAACGUGGCACUGCAAUACGAUGAAGACCAUCAUCUGGAGUACGUGGCCAUCCUGGUACAUUACCUCCAAGACCCAGAGUUCCAGCAAAGGAUAGCAACACCGAAACUUCUCGACGAUCUUGUCACCCUGAUGCUGGAGUUUGAGGCCCGAUUGGAGCCAGAGGACAUCGAAGCCGUCUUCCAGGAACUCGCGACAAGCAAAAACGCGGAAACCACCACAUCGGACGAGGCGCAGGUUCUUCUGAUGGCUCAACUCAUUGGGCUGCUAUCUGCCGCUUCAGCAACAGAUGUGUUUGCACGGAGCUUCAACGUCAGAAGUCCUGUUAUCGAGAGGCUGGAAGCAAAGCUCCGCGCACCUUGGGAGAGCGCAUACCCAUCUACAAUAUGCGCUUGUGUCAUGGUCGGAAAUCUGGCCAUGUCUGAUGAGGUUUGCAUAGACAUGGUCAAGAUCAUGGAACUUCACGUUCGAUUGAUUGUGAUUCUCAAGAAGAGCACUAAGCCUGCCCUUCUUUAUGCUGCAGCUGGUUUCAUGCGGCAUCUUACGUUUCCAGAGGCUAACAGGGCUUUGCUUGCAGAUGCCGGACUCAUGGAAGCGUGUUGUCGCAUGCUCGUACUGGACGAUCCUUCAGUCCGUGGCGAGGCAGCGGCUAUGCUAUGCAAACUCGUCACCGGCAACUUCUACAACAUCGAAAAGGUCAUGUACGAGACUGUCGGCCCGGACACAGAAGCCAUCGACCCAGACAUCUCAGCCGACACCGUAAUCUUCUCCCACAUUGUCGAGCAAGCCCUCGCUCCGUCCGCACCAUUACCAAGCACUACCAUGAAGAACCCAAUGAUCGAGCUUGGUCGCACCAUCGUCGCCAUGCUGCGAUAUCUCGGACGGCCCAACGCCGAAAAAGAUGUUGAAGCAGUGCAAAUACAGAUCUUACAAGUACCCCAGAUAGCCAAGCCGAUCGCCCAACUCGUACGGCAGCGUUUCUACCCCGAAGCCCGAUCCGAAGGACUACUCGGCCUAGGCCUACUCGCCCAAACACUUGAGGGCGCUGCAGCCAUUGCCGAAGAGAUAAAAGAGGACAGCGGCCUCCUCGAAACAAUCAAAGAGCACGCCAACGCAACAGAAGCAGGUCUCGCGCAGCAAUCCCCAUCAACAGCUAGCCGAGACCACCAAAACGCGAUUGUGCUGCUCCAGGCGCUGCAGAACAAUGCGGUAAGAGAACUCCAAGAAGCCGUCGGGGAAGUACUAAGGACUUCCAGACUGACCAAAUGGACGCAAUACUCUCGCAUUAGACAGUCUCUGUCUAAGCACCAAGGGCGUCGCUCUUCUGGCGACAUCAGCACACUGGGUAGCCCUGGAGGCGCCUCGCCGGGGAGAGUCAGAGAGCUGGCUCGCAGGGCUACUACGGAUGCGCCUAGCAUGUCGCCGGGGAGGGCUAGGGGCUCUACGCUUGCAAGUGAGACCAAUUCAGAUGAGCGGCCACGGACUCCUGUGAGGGUUCGGGAGGUUAUUGGUGAAAUUGAAGAGGUGUCUCCGAAGACAAUGGUCAAGGAGUCACCGGCGAGGGAACGGUUAAAGGGUAAAGGCAUGAAGCGGACCAAUACGGCGCCGCAAUGA